Messenger RNA from Neodiprion fabricii, 942 nucleotides. It is a transcript of the gene DHRS4, whose product is annotated as dehydrogenase/reductase SDR family member 4. The coding region runs from base 15 to 842 and encodes 275 amino acids. The transcript has 5 exons. NCBI's taxonomy places the organism in Eukaryota, Metazoa, Arthropoda, Insecta, Hymenoptera, Diprionidae. Gene Ontology annotation, molecular function: carbonyl reductase (NADPH) activity. The record is from RefSeq and is a predicted model, not a curated record.
UGUCUGGAUCGAAAAUGCUUCGUCUAUCGUUGGCUCAGGGUCUACGGACAAUUGCGACAACUGCGACGACGACAACGCCACAAUGCAGUCGGCUGCAAGGCAAAGUCGCUAUUGUCACUGCGUCAACAGACGGAAUCGGAUUUUCGAUUGCGAGACGGUUAGCGCAAGAAGGAGCGAAAGUAAUGAUAAGCAGUAGAAAAGAGAAGAAUGUCAAUCAAGCAGUUGAAAUACUCACAAGAGAGGGAUUAAAAGUUUCCGGACUAGUUUGUCACGUCGGCAAAGCGGAAGACAGAGCACGUCUCUUUUUAGAGACUAAAGCGCAGUUUGGAGGUUUGGAUAUUCUGGUGUCUAACGCAGCUGCGAAUCCAGCGGUGGGCCCAGUUUUGGAAUGUCAAGAGGCUGUGUGGGACAAGAUAUUUGAUGUUAAUGUCAAAUCGACGUUUAUGCUAAUGAAGGAAGCACUGCCACUUCUUAGAGAACGGAAAUCUUCAUCUAUAAUCAUAGUUUCUUCCGUUGCAGCAUACCAGCCUUUCAAUCUACUGGGAGUCUACUCAAUUACCAAGACGAGUUUACUAGCAUUGUGUAAAACAGUAGCUGAUGAUCUUGCAUCGGAAUCAAUACGGGUCAACUGUAUUGCUCCUGGGAUAAUAAAAACAAAAUUUUCAACACCGCUCUAUGAAUCCGAGGCAGCACAUGACUUGGCCAUGUCAAAAAUCCCUCUGCAAAGAUUAGGAACUACAGACGAAAUAGCAGGAAUCGCAGCUUUCUUAGCGAGUGAGGACGCAUCUUACAUUACUGGUGAAACUAUCGUCGGAGCUGGUGGCAUGUUAUCAAGACUCUGAGAAAUCUACAUCAAAUAUCAACAAUAUAAAUUUUGCAUUGUCUGACUGAACACCCCAGAGUCCAUAUUAUUCACAGGUAAUUUUUCAGAAACAAUUUUAG